CCAACAAAUAACUUGUGAUAUCAUUUUGACUGAUCAAAAUGAUCCAUCACUUAUCAAUAAUACACUAGUAAUGACAUCAAAAGAACAACAGCAAAUAAUUAAUAAUGACAAGAAUAAUAAUACGUCAACUACUACUGAUAUUAUCAUAAAAUCAACUUCUCAAUCAAUUGAAAAUAUGAAAUUAUCAUCACCGAUAAAACAAUCAAACAGUUCAAGUUGUUUAACCAAUCAAAAGGCAGCAAGCGAAUCCACAACACAUCAACAAACAACUAUGGAAUGUCCAAUGAAUGCAGUUGCUUUACGCAAUUUAGCCUAUCAAACAUGGCGUAGUCGAUCAGUUCAAAGUGCACGUAUUGAACGUUUAACAAGUUUACGCAAUGAAAUUGAUGAAACAAAAAAAGAGAAAGAGAAAUUAGAAAGAUUGAAAUCAAAUGAAAAUUCAUUUCAAGCAUGGAAACAAAGUAAACAUCAACUAUUAAUUGAUACAAUAAAAAAACAGAAAGCAGCAGAAUUAGCACAGAAACAAAAGUUGGAAGAAGAACAAGAACGUAAAAUGAAUUCAGAAAAGG
Molecule: messenger RNA, 569 nt
Organism: Schistosoma turkestanicum
Lineage: Eukaryota; Metazoa; Platyhelminthes; Trematoda; Strigeidida; Schistosomatidae
Source: the annotation of a GenBank genome assembly